Molecule: messenger RNA, 2356 nt
Organism: Centruroides sculpturatus (bark scorpion)
Lineage: Eukaryota; Metazoa; Arthropoda; Arachnida; Scorpiones; Buthidae
Product: forkhead box protein K2-like
Exons: 6
Coding region: 95-1717 (540 amino acids)
Biological process (GO): regulation of transcription by RNA polymerase II
Molecular function (GO): DNA-binding transcription factor activity, RNA polymerase II-specific; protein binding; RNA polymerase II cis-regulatory region sequence-specific DNA binding
Source: RefSeq, a predicted model, not a curated record
CCACGUGAUAGAAGCAUGGGAUUGUGGGAUUGGUGUCAACAUUGAUCAUUGAUUCUUCCUCGUUGAAGGUUUGUGGUCAGCCAUUUUGGAAGCGAUGUCUACGUUUCCCAGAGCUUCCGAUAACGAUGCCUGGGCUCUGUUAGCCCUCAGAUCAGCACCGACAAGCCCAAAAAAAUCUUUAUGGAGCCCGGAACCAAAAGGGACGGCCAUUGCCCGCUUGGAAGGGAGAGAGUUCGAAUAUAUGAUACGCCAAAAUCGCAUCACUAUUGGACGUAAUAGCAGUCGGGGUGAAGUGGACGUUAAUAUGGGCCAUUCUAGUUUUAUAUCGAGAAAGCAUUUGGAGAUAUACUUUGAGACACCUCAUUUUUAUAUGAUAUGUAAUGGCAAGAACGGUGUUUUUGUUGACGGAGUUUUUCAAAGGAAAGGUGCACCACCUCUUCAAUUACAAAAGACUUGUAUGUUCCGAUUUCCAAGUACUAAUAUAAAAAUAAUGUUCCAAUCUUUGGUUGACGAGACCAAUUCACCAGUCCAUCCUCACCUCCCUGAAUCCCCAAGGCACAAAUCUAUGGCACCAUUAAAAAUCAACAUACCAGAACUAGAAUCAAAUUUCAUUAGUCCCGUUCCUUCACCGACCGGCACUAUCAGGUAUUGCUUUUAUUAUAUUUUUUCAUAUAUUAAUACAAUGUAUAAUAUAGUAAUAAAUUCAAUUCGACACAAUCUGUCCUUGAAUAGAUAUUUUGUCAAAGUACCACGAUCUCAAGAAGAACCAGGUAAAGGUUCAUUUUGGAGAAUAGAUCCGACAUCAGAAACUAAAUUAGUUGAGCAGGCUUUUCGUCGACGGCGGCAGCGAGGUGUCCCGUGUUUUCGUACUCCUUAUGGAAAUUUAUCCUCCAGGUCUGCUCCUGCAUCACCAAGUCACAGUGGCCCAAGCGGACUCGUCACACCUGAUUCCCUUUCGAGAGAACCGAGUCCUGUACCCGAAAAUUUGGUUGAUGCGAAUACACUGGAAAAUCCUUUUACUACUGCUGCUUCAGCCAUGUUACCUCCACCAGGCUCUUACUUAUCUGUUUCGUCUAAUGAAAUAAAAGCUAGUCUUUCGGCUCCUGGUUCCCCAAGACAUGCUAAUGUUACCAAUACAAGUUCAAUGCUACAACCUUUAGGUAACAGUUCUCAUGUCAUGGCAUUUUCUGGUGCCAAGCAGAAAGUAUUGAUCACAUCACAGCCGGUUUCAAUGACAACAAAUGGAGUGUUGAAUAAAGUGUCACAUCAGGAUGAAAAACAGGAACAAGAAGAAGUAUAUAACCAGCUAUCUACAACUUCCAAACCAGAUGUUCAUUAUUCACAAAAAAUUUCUUCAGGUACUGUAGAUAGGUCUAUAGUUCAACCAACUGUUAUAGUCCAAGCUCCACCAUCGUCUCUUCCCUCUUAUUCAUCCGUUAGUUCUGUAAUAUCACCAUCCAACACCUACAGUAAUACUCUAUCUUCGUCGGUCAUCAGCCAGUCAAAUACCUUUACCAUGCCCCAACUUCAGAUAAUUACCGGAGAAAUGGAUAAUUUGAAUUCGCCAUCUUCUAAUGUAAGUCUGGCAACAAAACGGCCGUUUUCAAGCACAGUUGACGGCAACAACCAGGAGGGAGAAAUAAGUUCAAGCAGGGAGGAACCUGAAAAACGGGUCAAAGAAGACAGUGCCGUAUCUUGUAGCAGUGACAGUUCAUAAGAGAAAAACCUCACUUAGAAAAAAAUAAACAAACAUUCAUCAUUAAGAGACAGUCAAUGUGUAAGUGUUGAACUGUGCAUGCCACAGACUCUAUUUGCUCCUGCUCACUCUCGCCAUUCAUUAGAAGAGGGUUUCACAGUGAAAUACAGUUCCCGCUAAGAAUGAGUAGGUGCUAGUGGCUAGAAUCGUGUUCGUCAUCCUAGCUUCUAGAAGUUUUUUCCUCCUUUAUCGAAAAUAAAAGUAAAAAAAGUCUUAAAAUUUCAAUAAACUUCUAUAGAGUUUUGCAUAUCUUAAUGGCUAGCUACUAAAAUUGACGAAUAAACAUUAUUAAAGAAAGAAAAUGCAAAAAAGACUUAAUGUUUUCAAACUGUUUCGAAAUCUUCAUUGUGUCUGUGUCAAGGAUGUCGAAGGGAUUCGAAAGCUCGUAUACUUGCCAUUGUGAAAAUCAAAACAAUGAUAUUACAAUGGUGUAAUGAGUCUUGAAUGUAUAGCAAUUAUUCAUGUGGCCAAUUUUCAUUAUGUGAAACAAAUACAGACUGUUGUCAUCAAUGUGACAAUGUUUUGAUUGUUCCACUGUACACAAGUGUCUUGCCAUUAUUGCUUGAUCCUUCCUUCCAAUAAAUCCUAUGCUCUAAGGAA